Cicer arietinum (chickpea) is the source of this 1212-nucleotide messenger RNA. Its product is annotated as protein FAF-like, chloroplastic. The record is from RefSeq and is a predicted model, not a curated record. NCBI's taxonomy places the organism in Eukaryota, Viridiplantae, Streptophyta, Magnoliopsida, Fabales, Fabaceae.
ACUACAACCAUUCCUCUAACAUCAGCAUCACAACCAUCCUUACAUUUCUUCCUCUUUAUCAACUUCCAUUCCCAGUGUUCUACACCUCUGUUGGAUCUUCUUUUGUUGCCUCAGUUGACAAUAUGAUCCAAAACAAAGAGAACAUUAAGAUGGAAAAAAGAGAAGACAAAAAAGAGAAAUCAGGGGAGUUAGAUAUAUGGAGUUCAAUAUUCUUGACGCAAAAUGACAAAGAUGAAGCUUCCAAAUUAAAAACUCUUCCUUAUAUUCACCCACUUGAGAAAAAAUCAAAAAGUUUUUUAAGUGAAAAGAGUCUCCAAAUAUGCACCGAGAGUCUUGGAUCUGAAACAGGAUCAGACGAUUUCUCUUCUUCUAACACAUCUUCUGAGGAUAAUAAUUCAGAGGAUGAUGAAAAAUUUAAAGAAGAAGUGAAAACAUGUGAUGAAUUUGAUGAUGUGUUGAAAGUUCCAAAAUACAACAACUAUUAUUAUGUGAAGAAGUCUCCUAGUUUUCCUCCUCCACUCUCUUCACUCUCUACUCAAAGUCAACAUGGUCAAAGUCAAACAUUUCAAAUGAGGUCCCACCGCGACAAUGGAAGGUUAUUUUUGUUCCUACAAACUGUGUCGGUUCCUUCACAAAAUUUCUUCGCUAAACGACAAAAUGGUCGUCUUAUUCUAACUUUUGUUAAUCACGAUGAAGAGGAAAAAGAUUGUAAUGAGAUUGCGAUAGAGAAAACACAAAUGUUGUCAAGUGGAUUAGAAUUAACAGUGAAGAAGCUAAUUGGGUUAGUCAACAAGAGUCCAAAAUGGUCAAAUAAGUUCAACAAAGUGCCUAAUUUUGAGGAUGUUAAAGUUGUGCAACAUGGUUCAUUGCCACGGUCAUUGCCCUUCAUAAAUGGUUAUCAAUACUAUUGGAGAACCAAGGCUAUAGAAAACGUUGUUGCUCCUCUAAUUCCUAAUAAUGAUGCAAUUAGUGAUCAACAAAAUAGCAUUGGCAACAAGGUUGUUGUGUCUGAGAACAUAUAUUAUAAGGCUUCAAAUCAAGCAUCACAACAAUUGUUGGUUAUGAGAGGGAAGAAUGGGGGUUACUUGGUUCACAAUUUGAAGUUUUGCAAGGAUUUUAGAACUUCAAGGUCUUUUAUGUUUUGGGACACAUGUUGCGUUGCUACUUGACCUCUUUUUUCUAUAUUGCUAAUCUUAACUCUUGAAUUUUAAA